UAUAACUGAUUCACUUUGCGCUACAUCUGAAACUAACAUGACAUUGUACAUCAACUAUACUCCAAUAAAAAUUUUUUAAAAAUAAUAUCUCUACAUGGUAGUUCUUAAUAGAAUUUUAUUAUGAGGACAUUUAUCCCUCUAGAAAUUGUAAGAACUCAGAGCUAUGUUAUUUAUAUAACAAACCCUGCUUUUAUCGGUAAAGGUAGUCCUAGUAUUAGUAAUAGCAGAUGCUUUAAUGAAUAGUAGUUCUGUGCCAGAGAAGUGCUAGAUGCUUUUCAUGUCUUAGUGAAUUGCUCACAGCUAAGCCCUCUGUGGUAGCAGGAGCCCAGGUCCACAGAGAUGUGACAGCCUGCCUGAGUUUGUACCUGGUAAGUCAGAUUGGGGAUUUGAGCCUAGACAGUAACCCCAAAGCCUGGGCUGUGUCCUCCGAAGAUGGGAGCUGCUCUGGGAAGGCACCAGCUUGUUGUUUUCAGUGGACUUAGGAGCCUUGGAAGGGACCCCUAGCAAGGGAGGAAGGCCCUCCUGUCCAGCCAGCCACGUCUGUCAGGGUGUCCUCACAUCCUCCCCUCAGUACUGGUCUCCACACCUUGUUUAUGUUUAUAACAUCAGCAAUUUAUGAGACAUCAUUUGUAUUAACUCCUUUUUUUAAAAUUUUUAUUGGAGUAUAGUUGUGUAUUAACCCCUGAAAUCGUAAAUUGCCCUCCAGACAAAUAAGGCUCCCUUGGGUAGCUCUUAAAGCGCCCCAUCUUUGAUAAAGAAAAGAAAAUUCUUUUCAAGUGCAGUUUAGAAACUAGGUGUGUCCUUUGGAAGGAAAGCCUUGAGCAACCUACGGUUGAACAGCACCUGCGGCCAAGUCUAGGACUGACCAGUUACUGUGUUUUAGCCAAGAAGCCAGCUACCACCAUAAACCAAACCAAGAAGUUACUGUAGGGGAUAUUUGACGUGUUUUUUAGAAUGGAUUGUCCACGUUGGCUCUCCACCUUGCUAUGAAUUAAACCACUCCUUGGUUUGGGCUGAGUAGAGCUGAUGUUGUGUUUUGGUUUGGUUUUGGUUUUGUUUUUUUUGGCCACACCCCGAGGCUUGCGGGAUCUUAGGUCCCCGGCCAGGGCUCAAACCCAGGCCCCAGCAGUGAUAGUGCCGGGUCCUAACCACUGGACCGCCAGGGAAUUCCCUGAGUUGACAUUGUUGAUAAUAAUAGAUACCUGUAUUUUGGUCACUUUCAGCUUCUGACACACUCAACAGUCAGCACCUCACAGUGAAACAAGAGUAUCUAAAAGUCAGGUUGUGCCAUAAAUAUUCUUUUUAUUAGAAAGGCUAACUUAAAUGGAAUUGCUGGGAGAUCUGUAGAUAAGGUUGUUGGUGUGUGUACCAUGUGCGAGGCACUGUGUUAGGUGUUGCGAAAGAAAAAACACAGAUGCGGCUCGGCCUCUGAGACCAAAGGUGUUGAUGAGUUCGUUGCUGGCUGGAAUUUAAGUGGCUAUGUAGGCCACUGGGCCCAGAUCAACAACACACUGCUCAGCUUUCCCACAGAGGGGGCCGGAGAGGUGCCUUUGUUGUGCACCCUCGUGAAGGACAGGACCCCUUGAAUACUGCAUGUCAGGUAAAGGGUGUGGUGACUUUUUCAACCCUGAGAGCAACUUUACUUCAUUUGACACUUGCUAGGUUAGGUGGUCUUAAGAGGUAACACAGGGAUUCCUGUUACUUCCUCCAGCUUUUUGUGGGAGUGUGGGUAUUGUCUCCAUCUGGUGGAAAUCCAGUUUUAACUAGUUCUUUUUCAUUGUUCGCUCUAAAGUGGACAGACAGUAGGAAAAUGACAUCACUGCCAUUGGCCCUCAAAGUGGCCCUUGAGUUUAGCUUUGAAAGAGUAACCAGCUGAAGGCUCCGAAGGUCUUAGUGAUACGGGUUUACAGAGCAAGGGUCUUUGCCUGAUUCCAGUUGCUUCAGAUGAACCAGCUGGACAGGAGGAACGUUUGUUUGCUCCUACUAUGAUCAGGGUACCAUUGCUGGUAGUUUUUAUGAGGUUUGGGGGAAGAGUGAGAACAAAUGCACACAGUCCUAAAAGAGGUAGACUGUGCCGUUGGGGUAUUUGUUUUUAGCUGGUCAGACAGCAGGUUAGUCUGUUGUACUGCAAUGCUAUUAUUCUGAGGGAUCUCACACUGUGCCCCCAGAAGCCGAGCGGUUGGAGAAAUGAAUGUGUCUUUGGUCAUUGUAGGACAGUCCCGGGAGCCGAGUCUGGGACACUUAGCUGUGGUGAGAUGCCCGCUUUGUUGGAGUGGGGUUAGAAGAGUCUCACUUUAAAGAGAAACCUGAUGAAAUUGAUAGGUUGAGGUUGAUAUGGGUUCCGCAGCAUUCCAGACCUCAAGCACUGGUUCAGGAUGGGAAAAAGACGCUGCGUCCCCCCACUGGAGCCCAAGCUGGCAGCAGGCUGUUGUGGGGUUAAGAAGCCUAAGCUGUCUGCAGGUGGGACGCACGGUCACGGGAGCCAGUCCACAGCCGUCCCCGGCUCCAGCGCGGGGCCUCUUCAGAACCACCAGCAUGUGGACGGCGGCGGUGGUCGCGAGAACGUGUCGGACUUAACUCUGGGACCUGGAAACCCUCCCAUUACACGGAUGAACCCCGCAUCGGGAGCGCUGAGCCCUCUCCCCAGGCCCAAUGGAACUGCCAGCACCACCAAGAAUCUGGUGGUGACCGCAGAGAUGUGCUGCUACUGCUUCGACGUCCUCUACUGUCACCUCUACGGCUUCCCACAGCCACGCCUUCCUAGAUUCACCAAUGACCCCUAUCCGCUCUUUGUGACGUGGAAGACGGGGCGGGACAAGCGGCUUCGUGGCUGCAUUGGGACCUUCUCAGCCAUGAAUCUUCAUUCAGGACUCAGGGAAUACACGCUAACCAGUGCACUUAAGGACAGCCGAUUCCCCCCCCUGACCCGAGAGGAGCUGCCUAAGCUUUUCUGCUCUGUCUCCCUCCUUACUAACUUUGAGGAUGCCGGUGAUUACCUGGACUGGGAGGUUGGGGUCCAUGGGAUUCGAAUUGAAUUCGUCAAUGAAAAAGGCGUCAAACGUACAGCCACAUAUUUACCUGAGGUUGCAAAGGAACAAGACUGGGAUCAGAUCCAGACGAUAGACUCCUUGCUCAGGAAAGGUGGCUUUAAGGCUCCCAUUACCAGUGAAUUCAGAAAAACCAUCAAACUCACCAGGUACCGAAGUGAGAAGGUGACAAUCAGUUAUGCAGAAUAUAUUGCUUCUCGACAGCACUGUUUCCAGAAUGGCGCUCUUCAUGCCCCGCCCCUCUACAAUCAUUACUCCUGACACACGGCUGCAUGACCAGUCCCACCCCCCCGUGGCCACCAAUGGCUAUGACAUCAUUGGAGCAGAUGCCUCCUCUUCCUGGUCCAGUUACUUUUAUUACUGCACCAUUUUAUGAUGCUAGCUUCCGUUGCCAAGUCUGCCUCCAGCUGACUGAGGGGGGCGGGGUUACAUCGAAUGAAACAGAACUUGAGGGGCCCAAGCCUUAUCUCAGCCUUUCCUCAGUAUGGGGUUCCGUUGGAUUGGGGCUCCUCCAUGACUAGUGAGAAUUCCGUGUGGGUUCAGAAGACCUUGGCUGCAGGUGCCGCUGGUGAUUCGCUACCUGUGUGUUGGCCACUCAGUGGAAGCUGGAAUUGAUGGUCCGUGAAGGCUUAGCCCACACACACCCCUGCAGCCUCCCCAGGUCGAGUAGGUGUAUUCCCCUGGCAGUCUGGGCAACGGAGACCAACAAGAAACGUUUUUAGGUUGUUUUAAAUUCCUUUUUUUAAACUUCCAGUGUAUAGCAUACCACGAGUUGAUCUCAACCUCCAUGCUUCGUAAGUGGACGCCAUGUUAGGGUCGAACGUGGGCACCAUGAGUCGUUUGCGGCUCCUGGACAGAGACCCACCUCAAGAUCGGAAGCCCUUUGGAUGGCGUUGCAGAUCUCAUUGCUCAGUUAGCCUCAAAGGUUUUAAUUCUCAUCCCACUAUCAGUUGGAUUUUCUGGCACUCUUCCUGCAUUGAGUCUCCUGGUAUCGAACAGAGCGCUGUGGUGUAGCCUGCAGAGGAAUGGACUGGGAUGCCCGCGGGAGGUCCUGACGGCAUCGCUGCAUGCAGUGUCGAGGGAGAGACCUCUUCCUUACCACCCGGCUACCUCACUCCUCUACUGGUGGCAGUGCCUAUAGCUGGAUCUAGGUUCUCAGAGGGCAGAGGUGUUCAGACAAGCACUUGGGUCGGGCUCUAGAAGGGCACGUCGGCAUAGGAGAGAAUCCAGGGUCUCUAAGCUGUUUUUCUGUUCCGGCAAACAUCCUGAGAGACCUUUAAGCAGAGGAGUUCCUUUUUCUAGUUUGCCUGUAGAAGUGGGAAAACUGUUGCUGUUACAGUCCUUACAGGACUUUAGAACAAAGCUGUGUCAUUAAACAAGGUGAAUCUUUAUCUUGCCUAACAUGCCGGGAAUCUUUACCCCACCAUGGCAGAGUUCCAAAUAGCUCAUUUUAUUCUAGGUCAUUCAUCCUUUCGUGUGGCAUAUUUCCCUUUCUCGUUGUUGCUGAUUCCAAAUACCUGUCAGCAAGUUUCUCCUCCCUCUUGCCUAUUCUUCACUCAUAUGGUGGCAAAGUUCAUAGAAGCUGGGGACUUGGAAGACGCUUUGAAAACAUGGUCACAGAGGCACUGCUGAAAUGAUUCACAGGAAGAGGUGGCCACUUGGAAGAAAGGACCCUACGGGUGAUACACUGGUUUUCAACAACGUGUUUAGAGAACUCUCGACGCGGAUUGGGUGUCAACCCAGUGAACACAAUGUUUUGAUUUAAUUUAUUUUUAAUGUUUAUGUGGUAGUGGUGUGGCUUUCCGAAAAUGGGCAGAUGUUCAAGUCAAAGGGUCUUUGGGGUUUGCUUCUGCCAGGAACGGGGGAAGGGGAGCAGAGGCACAAUCUGAGGAAUGACACACGUGCCAUUCUAGGCAUAGUUGUCUCGUUCCUUGAAGAGAUGGGUAAGGGUGAGCAGGUGAGCUCGGCACAGUCCUCUGCUGUUGGCGAGGGUGUGGAACGGGCAAGGGAAGCGCCGGCUGACGUCUGGAUGCGCGGGCUGGGCUCCUGCACGCCGCCGCCUUUCCCUCGCGGUGUUCGUGAAAACAGGCUCCCAAAGAGGAAGGGGUUGUUUCGUGAUUUCCUGCUGCUGAGAAUAAUAAAUGUCUUGUUGCAAAUAAAUGUGACGGCAGUUACUCUUAGGUGCCAUGGAUCGAUGUCAGGGUGGUCAGCAGCUCUGGACUAAACCGCCCACCUCCAACUUGUACAACAGUAUUGAUACAUAGGGCUACACUCAUUCCUGUUCAAGUCUUCUAUGUUGAAAGUUGUGUUUAAUUUCUAAAGUUUAAAAAAAGCAAAAAAAAUGGUGCUAAACUUUCACCCCUGAGCACGCUCAGUGAGACUGGUCAUGCAAGCAUUUUCAGUGCCAUGCUCUUUCAAGCCUAUUUUUUCUCGUAGAAAUGUUGCCCUAUUUGUCUUCCCCAACGUAUAGUAUGUUUUUUUAUUUUAUUGAGGGUGGGGUAGGAUACCUGCCAUUUAAGAAAAUGAACAGAAGAUUUUAAAACCCAGGAAAUGGGGGGGAAAAAUAGCAGUGCACAAGAAUCGGGCUCCUGAAGCCCAGCACCACACUGACGAGGGCUCCGUGGGCUCUCUCCACUUUCUGGAGUGAAGAAGCCUGACUCCCUGCACAUUCCCUCACGCCCCCAUCCAAGCCCAGCAGUGGAGAUACUCGAGGUCCUCUUGCCUUGGCGAGGGGACUCAGGAGUCGACCGAGGAGAACUGUUUGGCCCCGUGAGGAAUGGCACUGUCAGUGUCUGUCCCGAAUGGAGCCUAGUCAGGAAGUGGUCUGGAAGUAUACGGUCAAGGUCACCUCCUGAAGGUGUAUGGCAGGUGGCUCUCAGGAAAAAUACUAAGUCUGGAUCAUCCACGUGGCAGCUUUGCGUAGGGAGAUGACAGCUCCGAACUGGAACUGACCUGCCUUCCACGUGCUUGACCACAGCAGUGAUGAGGGCGGCCAGUCCACGUAGUGGGAGUGGUGGGUUUGAAGAGAAGGGAAGGUUUUUCUGCUCGGUGUUUCCUUUGUCCUUGGGCUGCUCAAGCUGAACAGUAACCACUGUUUUCAAGGAACCAGCUCCACCUUGGCUGGUUUGGUUCGGAGUUCGUUUCAUCCCUAGCUGUGAGUGCCUUUUGGUCUGGAAGGUUGGCUUGUCUCAUAAUACCCACAGCUAGGACAUUCUCUGUAAUUUCGAAUUGUCCUUGUUCUCCAUUAACUAAAAGAGAAUGUCUGAUCACUAGAGUUCGUCGGUGUUGGAUUGUUUCCACUGUGAGGUUCUUAAACUUUUUCGCUUCAUGAUAUUAAAAAGCAACUCAUGUUAGAGACCCUUUCAACGUGAAAGGUUUGUAGUUGAGACAUUACAUAUAUUUUAUUGUUUAUAAUAAAUAUCAUCUGUACAAAAGUCCUGGGUGUUAAUUUUAAUAUUUGCACAAGAUCUGUUUUCCAUGAUAUGUUAACACCUACAAUUUCACUAACUGUUGAUGUUAUUUUCUAUUGAGAUUCUGGAGCCUAGGGAGCUAUUUGUUCUUUUUGUUUAUUUUCAUUCUUAUUUCCCUGAAGCAAGAGACUUUGUAUGGCCUUCAGUGCAAAGACUUUAGACCAAUUCUUUGUAUUACACUUGGUUGCCUCUUGGCUAUAUAACUUCUGAGUGCAAAUCAUUGAACUCUUUAACAAAGUAUUGUAGAGAAUAAAUCAUAAUGGGUAAAAAUUG
Molecule: messenger RNA, 6790 nt
Organism: Aethalodelphis obliquidens (Pacific white-sided dolphin)
Lineage: Eukaryota; Metazoa; Chordata; Mammalia; Artiodactyla; Delphinidae
Gene: AMMECR1L
Product: AMMECR1 like
Exons: 7
Coding region: 2376-3308 (310 amino acids)
Cellular component (GO): nucleus
Source: RefSeq, a predicted model, not a curated record